Branchiostoma floridae (Florida lancelet) is the source of this 5278-nucleotide messenger RNA. Its product is annotated as pre-mRNA-splicing factor CWC22 homolog. NCBI's taxonomy places the organism in Eukaryota, Metazoa, Chordata, Leptocardii, Amphioxiformes, Branchiostomatidae. Gene Ontology annotation, cellular component: catalytic step 2 spliceosome. The transcript is spliced from 20 exons. The record is from RefSeq and is a predicted model, not a curated record. Gene Ontology annotation, molecular function: RNA binding; protein binding. Gene Ontology annotation, biological process: mRNA splicing, via spliceosome. Bases 144 to 3899 code for a protein of 1251 amino acids.
UCGCGAGAUCUGGUGGAAGUUGUUUAGCGGCCGUGACGUCACGAGACGCCAUCUUGUUUGCGAUUCCUGUACGUGCAGCGAAGACGAACAAGGAAAUUUCCUUCCAUUUGGAAGAAAGAAUUGCGUGAAAAGUGCAAAGCAAUAUGUCUGACAGUGAGAAAGACAGCAAAAGCAGCAGUGAUAGCGACAGUGACAGUGGAAGCGAGAGCGGGAGUGAGAGUUCAGGAAGCAGCGACUCCGGCUCCGAACGUGGGACUCGCAUCCGUAGUUCUGUCGUAGUACACAAGCAGAGAAGGAGUGAUGAUGAUGAUGAUGUAGGAAAGGCAGGGGAUGGGGAUGCCCAACGUUCUCCUAGCGAAUCUCCCCCAAGACGGCAGCGAUCGCCAAGCGAAUCACCUCAAAGACGCCAGCGCUCCCCAUCCGGAUCACCCCCAAAGCGCACACGCGAUAGAUCUCCAAAGGAUUCCCGCCACAGACAGAAACGAGCGACAAGCGAGUCCCCGCAAAGACGGGAUGACUCAUCGCGAUCACCAGUCAAACGUCAGCGAUCUCCCAGCGAGUCACCACCACGACGUCAGCGUUCGUCAUCGCCAGAAGCUCGUGACAGGAGAACGUCUCGGUCCCGAUCACCCGCCAGGAGAGAGAGAUCCCCUGCUCGUAGGGACAGGUCUCCCGUAGCGAGGGGGAGAGGACGGGGUGGCUAUGAGAACGACAGAAGGAGGGAGAGGGACAGGGAGAGAGACUGGGACAGACCUCCCAGGCAUGAUGACAGGCGCUACAGACGAUCUCCAAACCAGCGCGACAGAUACGGGAACCGACGGGGGGACCGUGAAGGAGACAGAGGAAGGGAUCGUUACUCGGACAGGGAGAGGGACCGUAACUAUGGGAGAGAGCGCGAUCGUAGCGCUGAAAGAGACAGAGAUGGUGGUAGAGAAAGGACUCGCACCUCUGACAGAGAUGGCAGAAAUACCAACAGUGAUGAACGAAGAUCUCGUGAUGAUGAUCCAUCACAAAAUGCAGAGAGUAAUGCCACAUCAGACAAGCAGACAGAGGAGCCUCCAGCAAAGAGAGUUCGUAAAGCAGACACGACACUCGCCACGAGGACCGGAGGAGCGUACAUUCCACCCGCCAAGCUGCGAAUGAUGCAGGAGGCCAUCACAGACAAGACCAGUGCGGAGUACCAGCGGAUGAGUUGGGAGGCGCUGAAGAAGAGUAUCAACGGUCUGAUUAACAAGGCCAACGUCUCCAACCUGAAGAACAUCGUCAUGGAACUGUUUCAGGAGAACAUCGUCAGAGGGAGAGGCCUGUUGGCACGGUCCAUCAUCCAGGCGCAGGCAGCGUCCCCCACCUUCACACACGUGUACGCCGCGCUGGUCUCCAUCAUCAACACCAAGUUCCCGCAGAACGGCGAGCUCAUCCUCCGCAGGCUCACCAUGCAGUUCAAACGGGGGUACAAGAGGAACGACAAGAAUAUCUGUCUGACUGCAACAAAGUUUAUAGCUCACCUGGUCAACCAGCAAGUGGCCCAUGAGUUGUUAGCCCUGGAGAUCCUGACCCUCCUGUUGGAGAACCCUACAGAUGACAGUGUGGAAGUGGCUGUUGGGUUCCUCAAGGACUCUGGGCUGAAACUCACCGAAGUUUCCCCAAGAGGCAUCCACGCUAUCUUUGAGCGACUGCGUAGCAUCCUACACGAGGCUCAGAUCGACAAGCGCGUACAGUACAUGAUCGAGGUGAUGUUCGCCGUGCGGAAGGACAACUUCCAGAACUUCCCGUCCAUCUCGGAGGGGCUGGACAUGGUAGAUGAAGAGGACCAGAUCACCCAUCUCAUCUCACUGGACGAUGAACUCAAGACUGAAGACAUCCUCAAUGUCUUCAAGGUGGAUCCUGAGUUCCAACAGAAUGAAGACAAGUACAAGCUCAUCAAGAAAGAAAUCCUGGAUGAGUCAGAUGAGUCUGGCUCCAGUAGUGGUGAGGAGGGGAGCGACAGUGAUGAGGAUGAGGACGACUCGGAUGAUGAGGAGGCUGAAGAGACUAAGAUGCAGAUUGAAGACAUGACAGAGACCAACCUGGUGGCACUCCGCAGAACCAUCUACCUGACUGUCCAGUCAAGCUUGGAUUUUGAAGAGUGUGCUCACAAGAUGAUGAAAAUGGACAUCAAACCUGGACAAGAGUACGAGUUCUGCCACAUGAUUGUGGACUGUUGUUCCCAGCAGCGCUCCUAUGAGAAGUUCUUCGGCCUUCUUGGUCAGCGUUUCUGCCAGCUGAAGAAAGAGUUUGUUGCGGAAUACGAGAAAAUAUUUGUAGAGCAGUACACAACCUGCCACCGCCUGGAGACCAACAAGCUCCGCAACGUCGCCAAGUUCUUCGGCCACCUGCUCUACACGGAUGCUAUCCCCUGGACUGUUCUUGAGUGUAUCCACCUUAAUGAGGAGGAGACGACGUCUUCAAGUCGUAUCUUCAUCAAGAUCCUGUUCCAGGAGCUGUCGGAGUACAUGGGUCUUCAGAAACUCAAUGCUCGCUUCAAGGACCAGUUCUAUGCCCCGUACUUCGAAGGCCUGUUCCCGAGAGACAACCCUCGUAACACACGUUUCUCCAUCAAUUUCUUCACAUCCAUUGGUCUGGGAGGCCUCACUGACGAGCUGCGUGAACACCUGAAGAACGCGCCCAAGCUCAUCAUGCAGCAGACGCAGGAGGUGGAGUCUUCGGACUCUUCCAGUUCGGACAGUGACAGCGAUAGCGACAGCGACAGUUCAUCCGACAGCAGCAGUGGAAGCAGCAGUAGCAGUGACUCAGGGAGCUCUUCUGAUUCCGAUUCGGAAGACGACAAAAAGAAGAAGAAGAAGAAAGGCAAAGACAAAAGGGAGGUGGCAAGAGAAGACAAGAACAAGAGGAAGAAAAGAAAGGAUACCCCAAGUCCUGAUAGUGAUAGGAACAGAGAGUCUCCCAAAGCCGUGCAGACAAGAGAAAGUCCGCCUAGAAAUGAUCGUUAUGAACGCAAUGAUCGCAGCGAAAGGGGGAGAGAUGAGGAACGUGACUAUAGGUGGAGGGAACAGUAUCCCGAACGUGACUUUGUGAGGAGACGGGACCAACCGUAUUAUGAUUAUGAUGCGCCAGACGAGAGGGAGGAAGAGAGAUAUGAACCAAGAGAUCAUCGAGGGAGGGAUGUGGUUAAGUACAGGGAGGAGGACCAGAGGGCCUGGAGAGAAGAUGGAGAGAGAGAAGACAGAAGGAGAGAACAGCGGAGAGGAAGAGGGGACGAGUGGGAGGGGGAGCAGAGUAACAGGAACAGAGACUAUGAUCGAGGGAGGGAGAGAGAGUGGGGCGACAGAAGUAGGGAAAGGGGCAGGGAGGAAAGAACAGAACGAGGUGGGAGGGAGAGAAGAGAUGAGAGGGACCAGGAGGACAACAGGGACUGGGGGAGGGGGGAGGAUAGAAGAAUGGAAGACAGCAGGAGGGAGAGAUAUGAGGAACGAGGGGGGAGGAGAAGUGAUGAAGAGAGAAAUGAAUACCCUCGAGAGGGGAGUAGGAGAAGGGUGGAGGAAAGGGAGGAUUAUUACGACUCCUAUGAUAGAGAGAGGGGGAGAGAGGAUGGACGAACAAGCUCUAGAAAGGCCAGAGAGGAGGAAGAAACGGAGACAUACGAAAGGGAGAGAGGGAGAAAUGAGGAGGAAAGAGGGAGGGACUAUAGAGACAGAGGAGAGGACAAGGAAAACCGGCGUGCACGGAGCUCCAAGUCGCCCGAACCCAGACGCAACAAACGGAAGUACGAGGAUCAGUACGCCGAUAAAUACAGCGAACGGGACAGAGGGAGGAGCGACAGAAGGAGAGAAGUGGAUAGGGAGGAGUAUGACAGGAGGGAGGUGGAUAGGGAUGAAUAUGAUUCCAGGCGCAGAAGAUAAAACACAGUUUAGUUUUUACAUCCAAGGCUCAAUUUUCUGAGCUGCUUCCUCUUACAACAUAUAUUAACCAAAAAUAUGACGAAUACAGUCCAAACUGUGCAAGAAGACCACUCGGGUGUAUGUGGACAGAUGGUCACCAUGAACAGGAUUCUUAUUUCUUGUGUCAAUGGGAAAAAUUAUCCAUGGAACCACCAAAAAGUCAUAUUGGCCAGGUGAUCCUUAUGUAGACGUGGUUCACUUGUACAGUUUUCACUCUACUUCCAUAAGUGAUGCUAAGCAAAAGAUGUGUUGCUCACAUUUAUUUUGUGAAAAAUCAAUGUUCACAGUACAAUUUGAAUGGACUACCCAGUCAUGCUGCACGUAUUGAGUAGUGGACCAUGGUUUGACUCCACUGUACCAAAGGAAAAGGUGAUAAUUGCACAUAGAAUCAUACUUUCUUGAUUACUGACUGAUUACGGUAAAGUUUAGGUUUUUAAGUCCAUACUAAACUACUGUAAAUUAUGAAAUGUUCUGGGUGGUACUGUUGUCUUGGUUUCAGUGGUAACUACUGCAAAUUCAAGACACAACGAAUAUGCAUUUCCAAUGUAUCAUAUUACUACAAGUGUAAUACAGAGCUAAAAACAUGGCAAAAACCAUGUAUCCCCUUGUAUGGCAAAAAUAAAUCCCAGAAAAAACAUGGAUCUAUGUAAGGAUUGGUUUGGGUUUGUUAUAGUGGCUUGGAUGAAAAAGAUUGUCAUCUUCCAUUGUCAAAGUGAAUGUAUAAGUUAUUUUUAUUGGGAAAAGACCAUCUACAGUACCCAUUGUAAGCACUCUGGUUACGUACUUAUGUAUGAGAAAACAGAACAGACCUAAAGUUUGACAGUUUGUGCUAACACGAGGUCUACCUCCUUGCAAAUCCUGCUGCACAUCACUCUGUAUUGCUUGGUCAAUUAUAGUGUGUAGAAUAUGUCCAUAAGUACUUAGUAUUAGUGCAGUUUUGUAUGCCUAGGAUUAUUUUACCUAGUUUAAGUGGUGAUGGGGCUGAGAGGAUAGGCCCAACCUGAUGUAUUUUGCUCAGAAGCACUUACAUGUAUCUACAAUGUAUAUACAAAAGGAAUGAAAAAUUGAGGACCUUUGAGCUGGUGAAUACCUUGUGCAGAUAUUGUUUCUUGUCCUCAGCUAUGUUAUCAUUCAUGUCUUGCUCAUACAAUGUGUUCCUUUUUUUUCAUUGCUAUCUUGCCUGGUUUUGUAACAGUUUUCACCCAUGCAUGUACCUGCUGUUAGUCUCCUCCACCCACUAACAUGAAAUGGUCUAUUCCCAGCAGACAUGAGUGAUUGGUGUAAUCCUAGGGCAGUGAAGUUUACUUUUGUCAUUAAAGGACACAGAUUAGCUGUCACAA